This is a messenger RNA of Chara braunii, 3819 nucleotides long. NCBI's taxonomy places the organism in Eukaryota, Viridiplantae, Streptophyta, Charophyceae, Charales, Characeae. The record is from the annotation of a GenBank genome assembly.
UCGUUCUCUUCAUCCAUCCUCACCAGUCGUGGCCCAGCGCUCAUCCCCUUCUUUUUCCUUUGUUGUGUAGGUGCCAUCGGUCUGUAUGUUUUUACCUACCUAGCUAUGCAAGCUUCCAUCUCGUUGUGAAAGCGCGGCCGGCGUUAUUCCCUGCUUCAGCAACUCUCGAUCGUUCUCAUGGGCCGUUUCUUCCUCCCUUAGCCCGUCCUUUCGCUUUCUCUCCGUUUUCCGUUUUGACUGUUGGUGUCCUCGCGUAAUGCGCGGUCGCCCGUGAAAAGGGGUGUCCCACCUUCUCUGGGAUUACUUGCGCUGGGUCGAGNUUUCCGUUUUGACUGUUGGUGUCCUCGCGUAAUGCGCGGUCGCCCGUGAAAAGGGGUGUCCCACCUUCUCUGGGAUUACUUGCGCUGGGUCGAGUGGGUGACCUGUCAGCAUCACUAUCACUAGAACGCAGUGGUCUUUUAGUUUUCGAGGCCAUACACUUGUCGUUGGGUGAUUGCUCUGUGUCCAGGUGUUCCGCUCGAAAGCGCAUUUUUUCUCAUCAUCUGUCUCCCUCCCUUUUCGUCCUUUUCGUCUCGUUCACACGAGUGGCGGAUAUCCCUCUUCAGCGACAGCCGCCCCUGACACGUUUUCGCCCGCUGUCUGUUCUUUUGUAAGUUGUUUGUUGAAUAGACGACUCCAACUCCAACGUACGUUUUGCUCCCCCAAUUGACGUGUGUGGAUGUGUUGCGCAAUUACCCCCAAAUUGUCCACUUGAACCUAGACUUUCUCUGCCCUCGUUCCGCCGCUAAAUGUGCGUGCGUGUGUGUGUGUGUGAGGCUUGAUUUGUUAUUUUAUUUGACGAAGGAGAGAGGAGGGAGAGGAGGAGCCGAGAGGGGUGAGGAGGAGGAGCGGAGAGGGGUGAGGGGGAGGAGCCGAGAGGGGUGAGAGGGAGGGGAGUCGUAGUUGCUGGUGAGAGAUGGCUAUCAAUCCGUUAAUGAGGCGACCUCCAGGAAGGAAUGGCGGGCGAGGUAACAAAGUCUGCGUAGCAAUUUGCAGUUCAUUGGUGCUUGUUCUUUCGAUAGCUCUGUACUUUACUUCGUCAUCAACUCUGUGCAAUGUGGGGCAUUUGCCUACUCCGAGUCAGUAUUAUAGGAUUAGCUUGGAUGCGGAAGAAGAAGGUGGCGAUGGCGAGUCGUCUUCUCAGUUCCGGAUUGCCACAAUCCCCAUUCCUGAGGGGGGCGAGGGAUGGAGAUCUAUAUCGAAGCGGCUGGUCUACGUUGACAAACGCGACCUAGAUAUCCUUAGGUCAAGAAUUCCUGAGGUGCUGGCUGCUGCCAAGGCCAGCGCGAAGAGAUUGGUGUCAGAAGAUGGCGCGGGGAGGAGCUUGGACGGUCCUGAUGAUGUGCCGCCGCUAGUGAAGGAGGGAUUGAAAGCGGACCGAACUCUCGUCGAUGGCGGGGAGGAGGAGCCGGGGCAGUUGCUCGAGCCGGAAGAGACAGGAGACGACGGCAGGGCAACUCCGCGCCAAACUCGCAUGGCAGCCGGUGAUAACGAAGCGCAAUCGGAGUCGAACGGCGGGAAAAGCGGUGAGGACGCGCAGGCGGAGGACCAGAGCGAAGCUGGGACCUCGUCGGUGGCGGCGGCUAACGAUGACGGCACGAAAGAGGCUACCGAGGAGGGGGAGGAAGCGCGGGAUACCAGCGCAACGGCGGAGGGUGCGACUGCGGUGGCGGAGGCGGAGGCGGAGGCGGAGGCGGAGGGUGUCGAGCUCGUGAAUCCCCCCGAGGUGGUCGCUAUCCCCAACGACGAUCCACAUCACCCGUCGAAGGUGAAGACCACCUCCGAGUACCUGGAACUGUACGCGACGAAGCCUGAUGCUAGUGGCAAGACGUCGCUUGCCAUCUGCGGCCAGAAGUUCUUCGAGGUCGUCCCUUGUCUCGACCGUCAAAUUCAUAAGCUCAUGGAUUUAUCGCUCGAUUACUCGGUCAUGCAGCACUACGAACGCCAUUGUCCGACGGAAGAAUUGCGGCUCCGCUGCCUAGUCCCGCCGCCGCCGGGGUACAAGUUGCCAAUCAGGUGGCCGGAGAGCAGGGACAAGGUAUGGAGGGCGAACGUGCCUCACGAGUUCUUGGCCAAGGAGAAGCAAGACCAGCACUGGAUGGAGGUGGAAGGCGAGACCGUCACUUUCCCCGGCGGCGGGACUCAUUUCCACGACGGCGCGGCUAAGUACAUUGAGAGCUUGGCGGAUAUGUUGGGCGAGCCGAAUUCGAAUCUGAGCAUGGGGGGCAACAUUCGGACCGUGCUGGACGUGGGCUGCGGCGUGGCGAGCUUUGGAGCGUUCUUGCUUCCGGUCGGAAUCAUGGCCAUGUCCAUUGCCCCCAACGACGUGCAUCAGAACCAGAUACAGUUUGCACUCGAAAGGGGUAUUCCUGCAAUGCUCAACGUGUUGGGCACGAAGAGACUCCAGUACCCAAGUAAGUCGUUCGAGCUCGCACAUUGCUCCCGUUGCAGGAUCGACUGGUGGGCGGGCGACGGGAGACUGCUGGUAGAGGUGAAUCGCUUGCUCCGACCUGGGGGUUACUUCGUCUGGUCUUCACCUCCAGCUUAUUCGCACGACCCGGAGGACGUCAAGAACUGGGGCUUGAUGAAGGAUUUGACCGACCGCAUGUGUUGGAAAGUAGUCGCCCAGAAGCACCAGUCGGCCAUCUUCCAGAAGCCUGUAGACAACAGUUGUUACGACAAGAGGGAGCCGGAGACGCAGCCUCCCAUGUGUCCCGAGGAGGAUGAUGCGGACUCCGCGUGGCAGAAGCCCAUGCAGACCUGUCUGCACGCGAUCCCGACGACCGUGCAGGGCACUGCCGGGGCCGGGGGUUGGGAGCCCCUCCCUGCGUGGCCGUCGAGACUCUCUCUCCCGCCUCGACGGCUCGUUAACGCCGGCUACGACGAGGCGUAUUUCCUCAAGGACACCAGUGCUUGGCAGAAGCGCGCGCAAGUCUAUUGGGAGACGAUGAAGUUGGAAGCGGACGAAGUGCGGAACGUUAUGGACAUGGAUGCACUGUUCGGUGGUCUGGCGGCGGCGCUCAUUGGGAAGCCUGUGUGGGUGAUGAACGUGGUGCCAAUCAGUGGAAAAAACACGCUUCCUGUCAUCUACGACCGCGGAUUGAUUGGCACACUUCAUGACUGGAAGGAGGCGUUCAAUUCCUACCCGCGUACCUACGAUCUCCUCCACGCUGGACACCUCCUUUCUGUUGAGGAAGCACAAGGCGCUGUUCUCGACCAUAUGCUCAUUGAAGUGGACCGGCUUCUGAGACCUAAAGGACGGUUGAUCGUAAGGGACACGCCGGAAAAUGCUCAAAAGAUUGCCGACAAAGUGGCGUUGCUGAAGUGGGAGGUGGAGGCGUUUGUGGAUAUCGACCGAGAUGAGAUCUCGGGUCCUGAGGACGAGAAGCUGCUCAUCCUUAAGAAAAAGUUUUGGGCCACACCGUUCCGGAAAGUCGUGUCGCAGUCAUAACGAAAACGGUUUGCAUUCUGCCAAUCUCGCUCACACUCACGUACACCCGACUCUCUCUCUCUCUCUCUCUCUCUCUCUACGUCCACGCACCAUAGGUCACCAACGCAUACACAACCGAUGAGUUUGACGGCCACCACUUAUUUGUUUCCCGCGCGCGAGCGAGCGACCACCUAUAAGACGGACGGUAGCCAUACUUCCUACUCUCUCUCUCUCUCUCUCUGUGUUCGGUGUCGUGUGUGUCCAUGUUUCGACUCCCUCCUCCUCCUUAGCCUCCUUUCUCUCUCCCCCCACUCCGCCCUUCCCCCGACAAACAAACCCCCUCCUCCCCC